UGGAGCUGCCACAAUGCUACGCAAGGGUAUUACAGAGAGCUUUGGAGCUGCCGUCCAUUCACUCAGCACCGCCCAGCUGACAGAUGGAGUGAUUACCAGGAGCAAAAGGAUGAUUCUGGACACCCUGGGUGUUGGGUUAUUAGGAACCAGGACAGCUGUCUUCAACAAGGCUCUCACGCACAGCCAGUCAUUCAUGUCUGAAGAGAGGAGCAGCGUCUGGGGUAAAUCCAACAUAACUCUGCCUCCCCACUAUGCUGCAUUUGUCAAUGGUAUCGCUGUUCACUCCAUGGACUUUGACGACACAUGGCACCCUGCUACUCAUCCCUCGGGAGCCGUGCUGCCUGCGUUGCUGGCCCUGGUGGAGACCCUGCCCUGCCGGACCUCCGGCCUCGAGCUGCUGUUGGCAUUCAACGUUGGCAUCGAGGUGCAGGGCCGACUCAUGAGGUUCUCCAGAGAGGCGCACAACAUCCCUGAAAGAUUCCACCCCCCCAGUGUUGUUGGGGUGAUGGGCAGUGCUGCAGCCUCAGCCAAGCUCCUGGGUCUGUCCCCUGCACAGUGCACUCACGCUCUGGCCAUCGCGGCCUCCUCUGCCGGGGCGCCCCUGGCCAACGCUGCCACGCAGACCAAACCCCUCCACAUAGGGAACGCAGCUCGCAGAGGCCUGGAGGCCGCUCAGCUGGCCCAGCUUGGACUGGAGGGGAAUCCUGCCAUCCUGGAUCUGGACCGCGGGUUUGGGGUUUACUACAAAGACUACAGUCCCUCAGCGAUGCCAGAUUCUUCUUCCAGUAGCUUCAAAUGGAUUCUGGAAGAUCAGGACGUGGCCUUCAAGCGCAUUCCCGCUCACUUGGGGAUGCACUGGGUGGUGGAUGCAGCUCUGGCAGCCCGAGGGAAGCUUGUGAGAGCAGACAGGCACUUUGACCUCAGGCAGAUCCGGCACAUCACACUGCGAGUUCCUCCGUCCAAGUACAUCGACUGCUCCUCACCAGCCACGGAGCACCAGGCCAGGCACUCGUUUCAGUUCAACGCCUGCUCCGCCCUGCUGGAUAACCAAGUGACGGUUGCCUCCUUCAGCGAGGCUCAAAUCAGCCGAACCGCUCUGAAGGAGCUCCUGUCCAGGGUGAGGGUGGAGACGCCUGAGGACAACCGGCCCAGCUUUGACGAGAUGUACUGCGAGGUGGAGCUAGAAACAGUCGAGGGGCAGAGUUACACAGCCAGGUGCGAUACCUUCUACGGCCACUGGAGGAAGCCACUGAGUCAAAAGGACCUGGUGGAUAAGUUUAGAGUGAAUGCUUCGUCGGUGUUGUGCACGAAGGGAGUGGAGGGGUUGAUCGAUGUGAUCGGAAACAUUGAGCAAGUGAGUGAAUGUAUGAUCCUGGGGUCAUAUCUGAGGAUGACAAGUAGUCCACACGAGCAGUUAUACAGCGUAAGGUACAUGUGAUUGUACUGUAUCUAAAUUUUGAAUAAUCCUCGUAAUAUUUGAAAUUCACAUAUCCUUGUAAUUUAAAAUCCUUGUAAAAAUGUCUGAUAAAUGUUUUUAACUUGACAUGUUUACGUGCACUAAAUGUUUUUUCUUCUGUG
Molecule: messenger RNA, 1578 nt
Organism: Limanda limanda (common dab)
Lineage: Eukaryota; Metazoa; Chordata; Actinopteri; Pleuronectiformes; Pleuronectidae
Gene: acod1
Product: aconitate decarboxylase 1
Exons: 5
Coding region: 14-1438 (474 amino acids)
Molecular function (GO): lyase activity
Source: RefSeq, a predicted model, not a curated record